AUGAAUAGCUAUGUGAACUCUCAAGAAAAUGUAACUCUAAAAACACUAAAUAUCCCUAAUAAGAUUACACUUCAUAAUGCGAAGAUUGAAUUUGUAUUUAGACUAUUCAAUGGGUAAUAUAUUGAUGAUUGGAUUUAGGUCAAUGUGACCCUAGAAAAUGAACAGAUCGAAGAGGAUUUGACUAUAGAUGGACAAUUUCUUCGCAUCAAUUUUACUAAAGCUAUUAUAUACCAAGGAAGAUAUUUUGAUGUUCUAAGCAAAAGAGGAUGCAUGCUUAAUGCAACUAUAUUUAAAAGUAAAAAUUUUCUCAAUGUUCAGCUGGAUCAUAAUACUUGCCUUAUUCAUAAAGUAUUUAUUUUCAAUAGAAACUAAGAUAGCUCAAAUAAUGAUUAAUUUGACUUUGGUGUUUUUAUGUACUCUCUUGUUGGGAAUUUAAUUGUACUUUUAUACAUGAUAAGCAUUGAAAAUCUGAUAAAGUAAUGCAAGGCAAACACCUAAAUAGCAGCAAAUAUAAGUCAUUACUCAAUAGAAUGGCUUUUGCUGUAAAUAUGGGUCUAUGGCCAAAAUUAUAUUUAGAUCGACUUUGAGAAUAAUUUCUACUCAGGAAUGAUAAAAUUAUUCUCUAAAUUUUACUUUAUUUCCUUUGUUUCAUUCAUUAUAAUGAUCAAGCUGCUUGUAGUCGAAGAGCUUUACUUCUUUAUGGUAUUUGGAAUGACAUGGUAUCCUCAGAUACUGUGGAAUUUCUUCCACAGAUAUAGAAAAGCUCCGAAUUGGGCAUUUUGUAUAUUUUCUAGUAUGCUGCAUUUGUUUUUCCCCUUAUAUGUAAGAUGCAUUGAUGGAAAUUUCUUGUACUUCAGACCUAAAUAAAACUAAGCUAAUUUAAUUCUUUAUUCUCAAGGAAUAUCAUUAUUCAUCUUGCUAUUGUAAAGAGUUUUUGGAGCAAGAUUUUGUUUCCCAAAACAAUAUAGAAAAAAUAUAUGUGGCUCAAGACCAUAUGUCUACAAAGUCAAGUUUGAUGAGUAAAAUGAAGAAACUGAAAUAAGUGAUAAUAAAAAAAUAUAAGAAUAUGAGAAAGUAGAUAACUCUCUAGAAAUUAGCUAAUCUGAAAGAUCAAUGAAUAAUGAAAGUUCACAAGAGGAAUGUGUCAUUUGUUUGAAUAGUUUGAGGUUUGAUGGUUAGACUCAAAACUUAAAGGAGUAUAUGAGAACUCCUUGCAAUCAUAAGUUUCACGAAGCAUGUCUUAAGCAAUGGUCUAAUAUUAGACUUGAAUGCCCCUCCUGCAGAUAAGAAAUCCCUCCCUUGGAAAUACCUUAAGAUGAUGAAGAUUAUUGA
Messenger RNA from Stylonychia lemnae, 1332 nucleotides. The record is from the annotation of a GenBank genome assembly. NCBI's taxonomy places the organism in Eukaryota, Ciliophora, Spirotrichea, Sporadotrichida, Oxytrichidae.